AUGCACAAUUUGGCAUUCCAGCAAGUCGGAAAUACGAAUAAAGGUGAAUAUGACGCAGACGAAGCUUUAGUAGUCGCGCGUGUUAUCCAACAGUUACGUGAUGGUGUCAACGGUGGUAUCGAUGGGCAAGACGGAGUCUCGUUCAUUCAACAAUACUAUCUGAACAAAGGACUGAAGAUAUUCAAGGAGCGAGGUAAAGAUGCGGCCAUGAAAGAACUUGACCAAUUGAUCAAGCGCAGUUGCUGGACACCAAUCAGUAUUGAGAAACUGAAACCACCUGAAAGAAAGAAGGCAGUGGAUGCAAUGAUGCUACUGGCCGAAAAGAAUGAUGGCGUGACAAUCAAAGGACUUUGCCUAUUCAAAGGUAACGAGACCCGGGAUUGGUUGUCUCGUGAGGACACUGCAAGUCCUACAGCUUUGCAUGAAGCAAUUAUCUGCACGGGUGUGAUUGAUGCCCAUGAAGUAAUCAAAAAUGGACAACGAGUGAUCUAUGUUGUGAUCCUCGGUGCUAUUUAUGGGAUGUUACAGGCUUCGUUACUAUGGUACCAAAAUCUGAGGGCAUCAUUGGAAGAAUACGGAUUCGUGUUUAACGUAUACGAUCCAUGCAUUGCGAAUAUGAUGGUCAACGAGAAGCAAUUGACUAUAAGGUUUCAUGUUGAUGAUGUGCUAGCGAGCCACAUGCAACAUGAAGUUCUUAAAGAUUUCUUUACAUGGAUAAAUGAGAGAUACGGAGGACUAAAGGAAGGGACUUGUACACGUGGACGAGUGACAUUGGAUUAUUCAAAGAAAGGGAAGUUGAAAAUUCGAAUGGACGAUCAUGUCCAAAGAAUGCUUGACAAAUUUUCUGUUAAGUUUAAGGAAGACGACAAACAGGAAACACCUGCUGGUAAUAAUCUGCUGGAGGUAGGAAAAGGGAAGCUUUUGGACAAGGAUCAACAGACUGAGUUUCACAGGUUUGUUGCGAAACAUUUGUUUUCGACCAAACGUGCGCGUCUGGAUAUGCAUCCGACGGUGGCAAUUUUGACGUCACGAGUUCAAAACCCAAAUCAAAGUGAUUGGCAUAGACCCGUAAGACUUAUGAGAUACAUGCACUCAACCAAGAAAGGGCAUCUCACGCUGAGCGCUGACAACCUUCGAGUGAUGAAGUGGUUUGUCGAUGCAUCUUUUGCGGUUCACCCUGACUUCAAGAGUCACACAGGAGGAGUGAUGACCAUGGGUGGUGGAGCUAUGCAGGCUAUGUCAAAGAAACAGAAGCUGAAUAGCCGCAGCAGUACGCAUGCGGAACUAAUCAGAGUAGAUGAUGCGAUCACGCAAGUAUUGUGGACACGCAUGUUCAUGGAAGAACAGGGUUAUCCGAUUGAGAAGAAUAUCUUGUAUCAAGAUAAUUUGAGCUCUAUUCUCCUCAAAAAGAACGGAAGGUCAAGUGCUGGCAAGAGAAGUCGUGCAUUGAACAUCCGUUACUUCUUUGUAACUGAUCAGGUUGUAAAAGGAAAUCCAACGAUCGAACACAUGCCGACAGAUGACAUGUGGGGGGAUUAUAUGACGAAACCUUUACAGGGCGAAAAGUUCCGUAAGUUUCGGGCAUUGAUCCAAGGAGAUCAAGAAGACUAA
This is a messenger RNA of Cylindrotheca closterium, 1611 nucleotides long. NCBI's taxonomy places the organism in Eukaryota, Bacillariophyta, Bacillariophyceae, Bacillariales, Bacillariaceae. The record is from the annotation of a GenBank genome assembly.